CAUCAUACUAAUAUUUAUUUACAGACACCUUGCGUGUAAUUUACAUAUUUAUGUUAAAAGUUUUGCGAAUAGUUAAGAGAAUGUCAUCUUCUGUUGAUGGUCCUGUCGGAACAGGUGAAAAGCUAAGCAAGAAUGAGAUGAAGCGGAGGGCCAAGGCUGUUCAAAAAGCUGCUGAAAAAGAGGCCAAGGAGAAGGCUAAGCCUGCUGUUUCUGCAGCAGCAGCAGAGGCUAAGCCUAAAAAGGAAGCAGUUGAUGAAGAAAGCCUGGAUCCGAAUCAGUAUUUCAAAAUGAGAUGUAACAAGAUUUUGGAAAUGAGAAAGAAUAAUUUAGAACCGUAUCCUCAUAAGUUUCAUGUCGGUAUGUCCCUCACUGAUUACAUUGAAAAGUAUGAUUAUGUGAAAGAGGGCGUGGUGGAGGAGGGGACCACUGUCAGUAUCGCUGGACGAAUCCACGCAAAAAGAGAGUCCGGACCAAAAUUGAUAUUUUACGAUGUGCGCGGUGAAGGUAAAAAGUUACAAGUUAUGGCGAACGCUAAGUUUUAUGAAUCCGAAGAAGCUCAUUAUGAAAUAAAUGAGCGUACGAGGCGUGGGGAUAUCGUAGGGAUCAGAGGUCAUCCAUCACGCACAAAGAAAGGUGAAUUGAGUAUUGUCCCAGUUCAUUUGGAAAUUCUUUCCCCUUGCUUGCAUAUGUUGCCACAUUUGCAUUACGGACUCAAGGACAAGGAGACACGGUACAGGCAGCGUUAUCUUGAUCUAAUCAUGAAUGAGGACGUUCGCAAGAAAUUCAUCAUCCGAGCUCAAAUUAUCUCGUAUAUUCGUUCGUUUUUUGACAACAUGGGAUUCUUGGAAGUCGAGACACCUAUGAUGAACAUGAUAGCUGGAGGUGCAACUGCAAAGCCUUUUGUUACACAUCACAAUGAGUUGAACAUGGAUUUAUUCAUGCGUGUCGCGCCAGAAUUAUAUCUCAAAAUGCUUGUAGUGGGUGGAUUGGAUAGAGUUUACGAAAUUGGUCGAUUAUUCCGUAAUGAGGGAAUAGAUAUGACACACAAUCCUGAAUUUACGUCUUGUGAGUUUUAUAUGGCGUACGCAGAUUACGAAGAUCUCAUAAAGAUCUCGGAAGAACUUAUUUCUGGUAUGGUAAAGCAUAUUCACGGAAGUUAUAAGGUUGUCUAUCACCCUGAUGGCCCUGACGGUGAGGCAGUGGAAGUUGACUAUUCCCCACCAUUUGCACGAAUUCGAAUGUUGCCGGAUUUGGAAAAGGCUAUUGGUAUGAAACUGCCAGCCGCGACUGAAUUACACUCAGAAAAAGCUGCAAAGCAAUUGUCUGACAUUUGCACCAAAUUGGACGUGGAUUGCCCACCACCUCGGACUGCUGCACGCUUAUUGGACAAGCUUGUCGGUGAUUAUUUAGAAGUGCAAUGUGUGAACCCAACAUUUAUAAUAGAGCACCCACAGAUUAUGAGUCCGUUAGCAAAAUGGCAUCGCAGUGUCCCGGGAUUAACAGAACGCUUCGAAUUAUUUGUAAACAAAAAGGAAAUUUGUAAUUCAUACACAGAGUUAAAUGACCCAAUUGUGCAACGGGAGCGCUUUGCACAACAAGCAAGUGACAAAGCAGCGGGCGACGAUGAGGCUCAGAGCGUUGAUGAAAAUUUCUGCACUGCUCUUGAAUAUGGUCUUCCACCGACCGGGGGCUGGGGAAUGGGGAUCGAUCGAUUUGCAAUGUUCAUGACGGAUUCUAAUAAUAUCAAAGAGGUGCUCCUAUUUCCUGCCAUGAAGCCUGAGGAAGGCGUGGACUCAUCCGUCGCUGCGGGUGAUAAGUUGGAUGCAAAACAAGACGCAAAGAAAUGAUUUACAUACCAACUAAAUUACAGGGUUUCAAGACAAUAUGGCGAAUGUUGACAUUCACAUAAAUUUUUAUUCGAAAAUAUUACAACAAAAUAAGUAUCAGACUGGCAUCUACACAUGAAUCUAUCAGAACAGCUUUUCCGGGUUUCCUGCGUCGAAUAUUCAAGUAUCAUUGGGAGAUUUUGGUCGUGAUGGUUUUUGCAUGGAAUACUUUGAAUCAAUGACAAGUCAAAACCAAAUGAAGGAUUUAGAUUUUAGGUUUUAAUACCAAUUAGCUUGUGUAGGAAUCGUUAGGUAGGAAAUCCUCAACUUUCAAUCGGCACAUCAGUCCAUAUUUUUUAAACAACGCUUAUUCACACUUUUUUCGUAUUCAAAAAUUCAAAUGAAUUGAAAUUUGCUUUUGUAGGUUUCUAAUCUCUCCCUAUAUAGUGUAACAAUCUUCUAAUUAUUGGAAAGCUCACUUUGCAGUGUACAUAGCAGUCACUUGAGCCUCAAUGGGAUCAAGUUUCCCUCAAUACUGAGUAGGGUUGUUGUGACCUGUGCUAAAACCUUAUGCCUGACACUUGUAUCAUACAUUUUUCAUUGUUUGCAAAUCACAAUUUCCAUAUUCGAAAACUACCUAUCACUCGAAUUUUUUUGAGCCAUUUUCGCUUACGCUGAAUUUCCAAAUCUCUUAACAUCUGUUUGAUUGCUUUUGAUUUUUUUUUGCUUUAUUUUCUGCGUAAGGGAGCAUUCAGGUUUUAAAUGAUCUUUAAUUAGAGAGUAUCUAAAGUUUUUCUGAGUUUAAGUUUUUGUUGGAAACUAUUAGGUGUUAGAAUAGAUGUGUGUGUGUUUUAAUAUUGGAAGGUUUAAUAAACCAGGGCUUCCAAACUGAAGUCCCGCAGAGGGUUGCGCAGCGGAAUUUAGGAAUGAAACUUUCUAACGUGAAAUGUGGUCAUGGGAAAUUCAUGUAUUGGAAGGGGGCCGUGAGCUCAAAACCUUGGGAAGUUAUGGUUUAAAUAAUUAGUUAAAACUGUCAAAAAAUUAAAUUUUCAUAAAGAAUUUUUGAUUGAGAAAUCAAAAUCCCAUCAAAUCUUGUAAUAUUAACCCUAUUUGUUCCAAAUUUUUUGUUCUAUUUUUAAUUUGAUUAUCAUUUCAUUGGCUGUUCUGAUCUUAAUGAAGCAGCCAUGGAUAUAUACUAAUUUUGAAAGUAGUACAAUCCUUUUGGUUAGGCUUUAUCGUAUUCAUUAUCCUAUCCUUCCUCCUAUCCUAUCCUUCCUCCACCAUCAAGUCCAUGCUUCAAAAAAACAAAUAACUGAAUAACUGGCUAACUAAUCCCAUACCUGACCUGGACUGAUAACCGGACGAGAGGCCGUGGUUCGCCAUGUCAUAAAGCCGUCUUAUCGGCUUUCUUCUCCCCCGGGAUAAAUAUGUACGGUAAAUCCUAUCCUAUACAUUACACCGCUGGUGAAAUAGACUGAGGCAAGACUUACAUAAUGACUCCAUCAGUGCGAUAUUUUUCGUACCAUCUUAUCAAUAUCAGCAUUACCAGGCUCAUGUUAAUAUCCUGCACAGUACAUUUCAUAGUGUGAUCCUUAAAACAGAUCUAUGAGUUUUUCAAUUUUAUGAAAAUUUGUUUAAUACUAGAAUAUCUGUUUGUGUAUGAUUGUAAAGUUUUAGUAAACUAGGAUGCUUUGUACAAAAGUUAUGUUCUAAGCUGAACAGUGGUUUUCUACUUUUUUGAUUUGAGUAGAAGUCUAACAAAACAUUCCUUAGGUUUGGGAAACCCUCUGCAACAAUUGAAUUGUCUUUUAGUGUCUGAAUUGCAUAAACUAUUAAUAUGUAAAUGAGAUAGCGAUCAGAGGCCGCCGACUUAUCGGCGUGUAUCCUUCGCUCUGAUUCAAUAGCGACACCAUGUGUCCUAUCACUAAUUAAUUAAUAACUAGCUAAUUAUACGACA
This is a messenger RNA of Styela clava, 3783 nucleotides long. Its product is annotated as lysine--tRNA ligase-like. Gene Ontology annotation, molecular function: lysine-tRNA ligase activity; tRNA binding; ATP binding. The record is from RefSeq and is a predicted model, not a curated record. Gene Ontology annotation, cellular component: cytoplasm; aminoacyl-tRNA synthetase multienzyme complex; cytosol. Gene Ontology annotation, biological process: lysyl-tRNA aminoacylation. NCBI's taxonomy places the organism in Eukaryota, Metazoa, Chordata, Ascidiacea, Stolidobranchia, Styelidae.